This is a messenger RNA of Nelumbo nucifera (sacred lotus), 4106 nucleotides long. Its product is annotated as cellulose synthase A catalytic subunit 3 [UDP-forming]-like. Gene Ontology annotation, biological process: cellulose biosynthetic process. Lineage: Eukaryota; Viridiplantae; Streptophyta; Magnoliopsida; Proteales; Nelumbonaceae. Gene Ontology annotation, cellular component: membrane. The record is from RefSeq and is a predicted model, not a curated record. Gene Ontology annotation, molecular function: cellulose synthase (UDP-forming) activity.
AGAAAAACUAGGGCUUCCUUCUCUUUCCGGUUCCGCCGAUUGCGACCAAUAAAAUUUUAAUUUCUCAGAAAGCAAGAAAGUUAGAACUUCACACUCAUUCUCCGCAGUCUACAACCAGAUUUAUAAGCUCAUUCAGUUAACAUACCAAUUACAGCUAGAGCUGAUCCUUGCUGCUUCGCGGUAGUCGAUCGAUCCGUGGAUUAAUUUGUCGCAGGACUGUAGUGACCGUCUUUCAACUCUUCGAUUCAGAUCCAGUUGAGGGUUGAGUUUUAUUGUAAAAGGAUCGAGUUUUGACUGUCAAAGAAGUCCCUGUGAAGGGGAGAAGCUUUCAAUGCAGAUCUUGACUGGCGUUCAGGCAUUUCGGGAGAAAAAGGAUAAUCUGUUUGCAGAGUGUAUGCGUGAAAAAGCACUUUCCUAGCAUUUUUGCAUGAGGUGAUGUCAUUAAUCAUUAGAUCUGAUUGAGAUUAAUCAGUUCAUCCUCGGUCUUCCAAAGUCGAAUAAGGAGACGCAGAAGCCAAUGGAGUCGGGAGGAGAGGCGACGUCAAAGACUUCAAAGCAUGGUCAGGUCUGCCAGAUCUGUGGUGACAACGUGGGCACAACAGUGAGUGGUGAACUCUUCAUUGCUUGCGACGUUUGUGCAUUUUCUGUCUGCAGGCCUUGCUAUGAGUAUGAAAGGAAAGAUGGGACUCAAUCUUGCCCUCAAUGCAAGACUAGAUACAAGAGGCAUAAAGGAAGCCCUCCCAUUCGUGGUGAUCCAGUUGAGGAUGAUGUCGAUAAUGUUGAUUAUCCUUCUGGGAAUCAAGACCAGAAGCAGAAAAUCGCAGAGCGCAUGCUAAGCUGGCAUAUGAGCUAUGGGAGAGGGGAGGAUGUCAGGACCACUAAGUAUGAUAAAGAAGUUUCUCUCAACCACAUCCCUUUGCUCACCAAUGGCCAGUCAGUUUCAGGAGAAUUAUCUGCAGCAUCUCCAGAACGUAUUUCAAUGGCAUCUCCUGGUGCAGGUGGUGGAAGCAAGCGUGUACAUCCACUUCCUUAUUCAGCUGAUAUUAAUCAAUCACCUAAUAUUAGGGUCGUAGACCCAGCACAAGGAUUUGGCAAUGUAGCUUGGAAGGAGAGAGUUGAGGGCUGGAAGGUGAAGCAGGAGAAGAAUGUUGUACCAGUGAGCACUCAUGCCACUUCUGAAGGCAGGGGAGGUGGAGAUAUUGAUGCUAUCACUGAUGUACUUAUGGAUGAUUCUUUAAUGAAUGAUGAAGCUCGCCAGCCUCUUUCAAGGAAGGUUCCUAUUCCUUCAUCUCGGAUAAAUCCUUAUAGGAUGGUCAUUGUUCUGCGAUUAAUUAUUCUUUGCAUUUUCCUGCACUACCGUAUAACAAAUCCUGUACCCAAUGCAUAUGCUUUGUGGCUGAUUUCUGUGAUAUGUGAGAUUUGGUUUGCUAUAUCCUGGAUAUUGGAUCAGUUCCCGAAAUGGUUUCCAAUAAACCGUGAGACCUAUCUUGACAGGCUUUCUCUGAGAUAUGACCGAGAAGGAGAGACAUCACAACUGGCUGCUGUUGACAUUUUUGUCAGUACUGUUGACCCUUUAAAGGAACCUCCUCUUGUCACAGCAAAUACUGUCCUUUCCAUCCUUGCAGUUGACUAUCCAGUUGACAAGGUCUCUUGCUAUGUUUCUGAUGAUGGAGCUGCUAUGUUGACAUUUGAGGCUCUGUCUGAAACUUCAGAAUUUGCAAGGAAAUGGGUUCCUUUCUGCAAGAAAUAUAACAUUGAGCCACGUGCUCCAGAAUGGUAUUUUGCACAGAAGAUUGACUAUUUGAAAGAUAAGGUACAACCAUCAUUUGUCAAAGAUCGCAGAGCUAUGAAGAGAGAAUAUGAAGAAUUUAAAGUUCGUGUCAAUGGACUUGUUGCAAAGGCACAAAAAGUUCCUGACGAAGGUUGGGUAAUGCAAGAUGGUACCCCAUGGCCAGGAAAUAACACCAGAGAUCAUCCAGGAAUGAUACAGGUUUUCUUAGGCCAUAGUGGAGGACUUGACAGUGAGGGUAAUGAGCUACCUCGGUUGGUCUAUGUGUCUCGUGAAAAGCGUCCAGGCUUCCAGCAUCACAAGAAGGCUGGUGCAAUGAAUGCACUUGUUCGCGUGUCAGCAGUGCUUACCAACGGCCCUUACCUAUUGAAUCUUGAUUGUGACCACUACAUUAACAAUAGCAAGGCUCUGCGGGAAGCUAUGUGUUUUCUAAUGGAUCCAAACCUUGGGAGACAAGUUUGUUAUGUUCAAUUUCCACAGAGGUUUGAUGGCAUUGACAAGAAUGAUCGGUAUGCCAACCGAAACACCGUCUUCUUUGAUAUAAACUUAAGAGGCUUGGAUGGCAUUCAAGGCCCUGUUUAUGUGGGUACCGGAUGUGUCUUCAAUAGAACAGCUUUAUAUGGUUAUGAGCCUCCUAUAAAGCCUAAGCAUAGAAAACCAGAUUUCUUAUCUACCUUCUGUGGUGGAUCACGGAAGAAGGGUUCAAAAUCAAGUAAAAAGGGCUCAGACAAGAAGAGAUCUAGCAAGCAUGUGGACCCAACUGUGCCAAUAUUCAAUCUAGAAGAUAUAGAAGAGGGGGUUGAAGGUGCUGGAUUUGAUGAUGAGAAGUCACUUCUCAUGUCACAGAUGAGCCUUGAGAAAAGGUUCGGUCAGUCAGCUGUGUUUGUUGCCUCUACACUUAUGGAAAAUGGUGGUGUUCCUCAGUCUGCCACUCCCGAGACUCUCCUUAAAGAAGCUAUCCAUGUUAUCAGCUGUGGAUAUGAGGAUAAGUCUGAAUGGGGCAGUGAGAUUGGAUGGAUCUAUGGUUCUGUCACAGAAGAUAUCCUUACAGGAUUCAAGAUGCAUGCCCGCGGUUGGCGAUCAAUCUACUGCAUGCCCCACCGCCCAGCCUUCAAAGGAUCUGCUCCUAUUAACCUGUCAGAUCGUCUAAACCAAGUUCUACGAUGGGCUUUAGGUUCUGUAGAAAUUCUUUUCAGUCGACACUGCCCCAUGUGGUAUGGCUACGGUGGAAGGCUGAAAUGGCUCGAGAGAUUUGCUUAUGUCAACACUACAAUUUACCCAGUAACUUCUAUUCCUCUUCUUGCUUACUGUACAUUACCAGCUGUCUGUCUGCUGACUGGAAAGUUCAUUAUUCCACAGAUCAGUAACUUCGCUAGUAUUUGGUUUAUAUCCCUCUUCCUUUCUAUCUUUGCUACUGGUAUAUUGGAGAUGAGGUGGAGUGGUGUUGGCAUUGAUGAAUGGUGGAGAAAUGAACAGUUUUGGGUUAUAGGAGGUGUCUCAGCCCAUCUUUUUGCUGUCUUCCAAGGCCUGCUCAAAGUCCUUGCUGGCAUUGAUACCAAUUUCACUGUCACGUCCAAGGCAUCUGAUGAGGACGGGGACUUUGCUGAGCUUUACAUGUUCAAAUGGACAACUUUGCUCAUACCACCAACCACUCUCCUCAUUAUAAACUUGGUUGGGGUGGUUGCUGGUAUCUCCUAUGCCAUCAACAGUGGGUACCAGUCAUGGGGACCUCUCUUUGGGAAGCUAUUCUUUGCCUUCUGGGUGAUUAUUCACCUCUAUCCUUUCCUUAAGGGUCUAAUGGGGCGCCAGAACCGAACACCUACAAUUGUUGUUGUUUGGUCGAUUCUCCUUGCUUCCAUAUUCUCUUUGUUAUGGGUUCGCAUCGAUCCCUUUACCACCCGGGUGACUGGCCCCGAUGUUCAACAGUGUGGAAUCAACUGCUAGAGGGAAGAGUGAAAAGAUGAAAGAACAACAAACUAACAAUUUAAAGUCUUAAACCUUGGCAACUGUUGGACGAAGGAAAAAGAUCAAAGUUUAAUCUUGAUAUCUGAUGAAGCUAAGGCUGAAAUGCAGGGCUUUUGAGCUGUGCCUGAUCAGGUUCGGGUCUUGAUUGAAUUGUGAAAGUAUAUACAUGUAGAUAGGACAGCUCGAAGCAUUUUGUCUUGUAAGUUAUGAUUAUUUUAUUUGUUGAAUCAAUGAAAUUAUUGAGUUGGAAGAAAUUGGACGGAAGCCGCUUUCUUCCCUAUCGAUCUGUAAGGAAAAAAAAACAAAAAACUAUUGAGUUCUUAAUGUUUAGAUGUUCCAUUCUUUCUGUAUC